This is a messenger RNA of Funneliformis geosporum, 681 nucleotides long. The record is from the annotation of a GenBank genome assembly. Lineage: Eukaryota; Fungi; Glomeromycota; Glomeromycetes; Glomerales; Glomeraceae.
AUGAGUAGUGGUGUAAAUGCACGAGAAUCUGAGAAUGCAAUGUGUAAAACUGUUAAGUAUCUUUAUGAUCCAAAUAGCGGGGCUAAAGCUAUGCGAAUAGGAUAUGAGUUAUUACAGCAGGACAAGCGUGUGGCAUUUAUUCUAACAAAGUCUAUGUUUAUUAUGGGAUAUGAAUGGAAAACAAUAAAAAAAGGAUUUUUCAGAUAUAAAUACCGCUUAGGUGAACUUUAUUGUGUAGCUUAUAUAAAUACUGUAGAAGCAGGCAUAUCUUUUGAAAAAACUAAUCAUUUUGAUGCAGUUAUAGGAAUUACAAAUAUUGUAACUCCAGUUAAUGUUGAAGCCUUUAUUCAGAUGAUGUUUCAGAUUUAUGAUUGUAAAAAGCGUAUACUAUCCCUCUAUUAUCAAAAAAAUUCCAAUGAGCUUUUUUGCCUACCAGGUUAUAAAAAUAUUCAUGCUGAACUCGAAAAUGUUACACCUAAUGAUUUGCCAACAGCAAUAAAAGAGCAUCACGAAUGGGAUAAAAAUAUUGUAUCAUAUAAAUUUGAUCAAUCACCUGCCAUAAUAUUAUACCUCAAAGUUGAGCAUCAGAAAUGUUUUUUUUUCAAGGAAACAGAUUUUGAGGCAGCUGUCACUUUCCGGAAUCUUGAUCCUGAAGAAGCUGAAAAUUUUAAGUUUGACUAA